Molecule: messenger RNA, 621 nt
Organism: Candidula unifasciata
Lineage: Eukaryota; Metazoa; Mollusca; Gastropoda; Stylommatophora; Geomitridae
Source: the annotation of a GenBank genome assembly
AUGACACUCAGUAAUGUGGCACUCAGUAAUGUGACACUCAGUAAUGUGACACUCAGUAAUGUGACACUCAGUAGUGUGACACUCAGUAAUGUGACACUCACUAAUGUGACACUCAGAAAUGUGACACUCAGUAAUGUGACACUCAGUAAUGUGGCACUCAGUAAUGUGACACUCAGUAAUGUGACACUCAGUAAUGUGACACUCAGUAAUGUGACACUCAGUAAUGUGACACUCAGUAAUGUGGCACUCAGUAAUGUGACGCUCAGUAAUGUGACGCUCAGUAAUGUGACGCUCACUAAUGUGACACUCACUAAUCUGGCACUCAGUAAUGUGGCACUCAGUAAUGUGACACUCAGCAAUGUGACACUCAGCAAUGUGACACUCAGUAAUGUGACACUCAGUAAUGACACUCUCACUAAUGUGACACUCAAUAAUGUGACACUCAGUAAUGUGAUACUGAGUAGUAUAUCUGUUGUUUUACUGUUCAUGUCACAGAGAGGAGUUAGAUAUAGUUUCCUCUCUUUUCUAAUUGCAUUGCUUGUGUGUUUUUCAAAUUGUGUUUGUGUAGUCUAUUUUACUCCCACAAUCCAUAUCUUUCUUGGGCUGCUUCUGGCCCUGUAG